ACCAAUAAGCGAGCGGCUCCUCCGUACAGAGCAGCAUCGGCAUCGCUCUCCUCACCGGCAGUUUUGCUCUAGACAAGUCGGGACAAUUUCUCACAGAGCUUCUUAUUGCGCUCAGAACUGCAUCCAAGAAGAGAGCUCCGGGAAUUAUACAAUUUAUUCGAAGAAGGCGAGUCGGGCCAAUCUCUGUCCCUUGAUUUUACAGCGCUCUGGCAAAAAUGAAUUUAGGCUCCGUUCUUAUACUGACGUGCACCUUACUUGUGGACACAUCUUGGGUGACCAAGGCAGACCAACCACCUAAACCCCCAUGCAGACCAGGCUUUUCCGAGAGCUUCUACACAGUGUUUGUCUCUAGGGAUCUACUGCGAGGCCAGAGCAUUCUCAAAGACACCACCCUGUCGAGUGAACGUGUGAAGUUUGACAACUGUCAGCACAGCAAGGCUGUGGACUUCGAGAGCAGUGACCCUAACUUCAGUGUGCGUCCUGACGGCUCGGUGUACGCGGAGCAGGAGGUGGCCAACCUGUCUGAACCAGUCCAGUUCAUGGUGACCGCCCGCAGAGGUCAUGACCCUCAUAUCUGGGAGACCACGGUCAAGCUGGCCUUGGCUGGCCACCCGCCUUCUGUUCCUGUGAGUCAGAUUGGAGUGGAGGAUAUGAUUGCAAGGGCCUGGGACUCUAAUCCCAGGGUUAUCAAGUUUCCACGGAAACAUCAAAGAAGCUCUUCUGCCAAUGGUCUGAGACGACAGAAGCGAGACUGGGUCAUCCCACCAAUCAAUGUGCCCGAAAACUCUAGAGGACCCUUCCCACAAAUGCUUGUCAGAAUCCGCUCGGACCAGGACCUGGAGAAAGGGAUCCGCUACAGCAUCACUGGAGCAGGGGCGGACCAGCCUCCCAUUGACGUGUACAACAUCGACCCUGUGCACGGCAAGAUGUUUGUCACCAGACCCCUGGACAGAGAGGAGAGGGCCUCCUACCAUCUGCGGGCCCAUGCGGUGGACAUGAACGGGAACAAGGUGGAGAGCCCCAUAGACCUGUACAUCUACGUCAUCGACAUGAACGACAACCGGCCAGAGUUCCAGAACCAGGUCUACAACGGCUCUGUGGCUGAAGGCUCUAAACCAGGCACGUUAGUGAUGCAGGUGACCGCCAACGACUCAGAUGACGACACCACAGCCAAUGGGAUGGUGCGCUACCGGAUCCUAUCCCAGACCCCCCACAUGCCAAUCCCCAACAUGUUCACCAUCAACAGCGAGACGGGAGACAUCUUCACGGUGGCCGCCGGCUUGGACAGGGAGAAAGUGUCGCAGUACACCAUCAUCGUCCAGGCCACGGACAUGGAGGGGAACCUGAACUUUGGCCUGUCCAACACGGCCACCGCCCUCAUCUCUGUGACCGACAUCAACGACAACCCUCCCGAGCUGACCGCCAGGACGUUUUCGGGGGAGGUCCCAGAGAACAGGGUGAAUGUGGUGGUGGCCAAUCUGACAGUGAUUGACAGGGAUCAGCCUCACAGCCCCAACUGGGCUGCCCAGUACCGCAUCGCCAGCGGAGACCCCCAGGGUCACUUCCUCAUCCGCACCAACCCUGUCAACAAUGACGGCAUGGUCACUGUGGUCAAGCCGGUGGACUAUGAGCAGAACAGGGCCUUCAUGCUGACGGUGAUAGUCUCUAACAAGGCCCCUCUGGCCAGUGGGAUCCAGUCUUCUCUCCAGUCUUCAGCGGGGGUCACCAUCUCCGUACAGGAUGUCAACGAACCCCCCGUCUUCCCUUCCAACCCCAAGUCCAUCCGUUUCGAGGAGGGUGUCCCUGCAGGCACCACACUCACCGUGUUUGCUGCCCAAGACCCUGACCUCUUCAUCCAUCAGACUGUCCGGUACUCGAAGCUGUCUGACCCAGCUAGCUGGCUGAGGAUCAACAGGACCAACGGUCAGAUCACCACCAUGGCCGUGCUGGACAGGGAGUCCAUGUACGUCAGGAACAACAUCUAUGAGGCCACCUUCCUGGCUGCCGACAAUGGUAAGUCUGGCUCUCCCCCAGCCAGUGGGACAGGUACUCUACAGAUACAUCUGAUAGAUGUGAAUGACAACGCUCCAGUGCUGUUUCCCAAGGAGGCCCAGGUGUGUGAACGCGCCAGCCCCCGCUCCAGGGUCAACAUCACAGCCUCCGACGCCGACGCUGACCCUCACGUGGGGCCUUUUGUGUUCGAGCUGCCCUCCUACCCCCCUAGCGUCCGACGCAACUGGACCGCCUCCCGCAUAAGCGGUGACUAUGCCCAGCUGAGACUGAGGAUUCCCUACCUGGAUGCAGGGGUGUAUGAUGUUCCCAUCAUAGUGUCGGACUCUGGGAACCCGCCCCUCUCUAACAGGUCUAUGAUAAAGGUCAAGGUGUGUCCGUGUGACGACAACGGAGACUGUACUACCACCGGAGCUGUGGCUGCCGCUGGACUGGGGACCGGAGCGAUCAUAGCCAUACUCAUCUGUAUCAUCAUACUGCUUACAAUGGUACUGGUGUUUGUGAUGUGGAUGAAGCGGAGGGAGAAGGAGCGUCAGGCCAAGCCCCUGCUGAUCGACCCAGAGGACGACGUCAGAGACAACAUCCUGAAAUACGAUGAGGAGGGAGGAGGAGAGGAGGACCAGGACUAUGACCUAAGCCAGCUGCAGCAGCCCGAGGCUCUGGACCACAUCAUCUGUAAACCAACGGGAGUGCGCAGGGUGGACGAGAGGCCUGUCAUCGCUGAGUCCCAGUACCCCGUCAGACCCAGCCUGCCUCAUCCCGGAGAUAUCGGAGACUUCAUCAACGACGGUCUGAGGGCAGCAGACAACGACCCCACAGCCCCGCCCUAUGACUCCCUGCUGGUGUUUGACUACGAGGGCAGCGGCUCCACAGCCGGCUCUGUCAGCUCCCUCAACUCCUCAAGCUCAGGGGACCAGGACUACGACUACCUCAACGACUGGGGCCCCCGCUUCAAGAAGCUGGCUGACCUCUACGGCGGAGGAGACGACGACUGAGAAAGGGGUGGGGUACGGAGGGGGUCCGGGGGGGAGGGUUUGGGGUUGGGGUCAGAUGCUCCUCGAAACCACAGGCAGGGCCCAAGCAGUACCAUAUUAGAUAUUUCCAUAGUAGACCAGUGAGGACAGAACGGACGUUAGAGACUGUUCUAGAACACGGCCUGUGACCUCACUAGGUUCUGCUGCUACUCUAUUCUGGCUUUUUUUAGUGGCAAGUUUUUAGUGUGUUUUGUUUCUCACUCUACUGAACCUCAAGCUAUCUGGGGACACAAGGCACUUCUGAGAGACAGGAGUGAUGACGCUCGUUUGGCUUGGAUGAUAAAAAGGAACAGGACAAACCCGUCUCUUUUUGGCUUAACGCUGAACAGAGUGUACAGAAAGACACUUUCUCUCUCAACUUGAAUUUCCUUAGAACAGAAGCACUGUCGUUUUAUAAAGUGCCUUUUGUGGUGUGUUUUGUAUUGGACUCCUGCUAUCUCAGGGUUGUUUGCCAUUGGAGUGGUUUCGAGCGGCACACUCCCUUGUAACCCCCAUGCCCCCAACCUUCAUAUGUCUCCCUCUCCUCUUCUCUCUGGUGUAGAAAGAACUACUGUACCCAGCAGCAACACAGAGAAGUGAACCUCACAACGAGGGCUGGCUGCAGGUUAAGAUCAGAUGAACUCUGACCUUUUGGAGCAUUUUGGGGAAGUACUACUAAAGCAACCCUCUGUCAGUGAGACCUGAUACACACUAGGGUGAUCGAAGACUUUCCCAAGCAUCAUCCGGUCAACACAACAACACACUGACAUUGGGUGUGUGAGUGUAUGUGGUUGUUUUUAUAAAUGUGGGGUUUUUCUAACAAACAGAGAAUGCCUGCCUUUCCUCUGUGAACUCAGUCUAGGAGCAUUUACGUUUGGACGCUUGCCUGCCCUGUACGGUUUUGUGUUGCUUUCCACACUGUAAAACUUAUAUAGGCAUGAUCUGAGUAGUGGGACAGUAUGAGACAGUACGACUUUAAAUGGCUUGGAAAGAAGGCACUGAAAACGAAGCGUUAUAAGGAUUUUUUUGCCUUGAACAUUCCCAUUUUUUAGGUCAACAAAACUAUUAAAAGGUGCAUGAUUUUUUUUCCCAAAAUGUUUUACUCAACGCACUUGUUCUUAUGUGGUGAGAAUGUAAAAAAUAGUAAGCUGAAAAUAUAUGAAUAUACUCUGUAAAAAGACAUUCAAAAAAGAAAAUGCUGUAAGAUACCUAUUUUUUGAAGUAUUAACAACAAAAAAGUUGAUGCUCUUCAAUGGGCUGAAUGACAUUUUGGCCAAAAGUUGAUGCUCUCGCUCUUCAAUGGGCUGAAUGACAUUUUGGCCCGGCCAUUUUCAAUGUGUGCGUGUGUUUCUUUUCUAAUUUUGGUCAAGAUGCUGUAGGUUUCUUUCAGUUUAUCUUUUUCACACAAAAAAUUGUUGGUUCUUUUUUAAGAAUUAAGAAAGCUUUGUUAUAGUUCAAUUUUUUUAAUAUGUCAAAUGCAGCCCUCCCUCUUCUCAUGUGUCUUUGACGAAGGCAUUUCUGUCGGCCUCUGAAGUUGGAACUGUUCAAGGGUUAAACAGCCAUGCCUGCUGAUAGUUGUUCUAUUAUUCAGUGUAUCUGAAUUAUUUUCUUCAUUGAUCUGGAUAUGUGCUUUAGAAAAUAAAUGAGACAUGUUUUAAAAA
Molecule: messenger RNA, 4684 nt
Organism: Salmo salar (Atlantic salmon)
Lineage: Eukaryota; Metazoa; Chordata; Actinopteri; Salmoniformes; Salmonidae
Product: cadherin-4
Biological process (GO): adherens junction organization; cell morphogenesis; cell-cell adhesion mediated by cadherin
Cellular component (GO): plasma membrane; adherens junction; catenin complex
Molecular function (GO): cadherin binding; calcium ion binding; beta-catenin binding
Source: RefSeq, a predicted model, not a curated record